Exophiala aquamarina CBS 119918 is the source of this 765-nucleotide messenger RNA. RefSeq lists its product as uncharacterized. The record is from RefSeq and is a predicted model, not a curated record. Bases 1 to 765 code for a protein of 254 amino acids. The transcript has 5 exons. Gene Ontology annotation, molecular function: dioxygenase activity. NCBI's taxonomy places the organism in Eukaryota, Fungi, Ascomycota, Eurotiomycetes, Chaetothyriales, Herpotrichiellaceae.
AUGGCAGCCCGAUUAGUGCCAGUUAUUUCUCUGAAAGAUUUCGAAUAUCGACGAGAAGAAAUUACCCAGCAACUUGUUGAAGCUGCGGAAACUGCGGGCUUUCUGACCCUGGUCGAUCAUGGUAUCAGUGUUGACGAAAUCAAACAGCAGUUUGCAAUUUCAAAAGCCUUCUUUGCUUUGCCUCACGAGUCGAAGGGUAAGACUCCCCAUGAUCUGAAAACCAAUAAUGGUUGGGAAUAUAAAGCUCAAUUACGACCGAGUACCGGGGUUUACGACGAGAAAGAGUCCCUCUGGCUACAGCGCAACUCUACAUGGCCUUCUGAUGAAGACGUACCCCACUUCAAUAGCACAACUCGGGCCUUUAUGGAUAAGUGUGCAGUAAUCUCUGACCGCAUAGUAUCCUGUCUUGGUAUCGCUCUGGGAUUUCCCGCAGACUAUUUCCAGAUCGCCAACGACCCGUCGAAGGAUGAUUGUUUGACGCAGCUACGAAUGAUCCAUUACCCUCCUUCGCAGGGGGCACCCGGAACAUGGCGAGCAGGCUCCCAUACCGACAUCGGCUGCCUGACCCUUUUGUUUCAGCUCGAUGGCGAGGAUGGACUUGAGAUAUGCCCGGGUAGGGAAUCUCAUACUACUUAUGCCAUGGGUGACGUAUUUACACCGCUACCGGCACACACUGGGCCGAUCGUGGUCAACAUUGGAGACAUGCUCACCUAUUUCAACCAGGGCCGCACGAAUUUCGUUCUUCAAGGUCCACAGAAGAAGUAG